ACAAGCCAUGGCCCCCUGGGAGAGUUCAGGUUCUAAAGUCAAAAGAGCCGGAGGGUAUUGGGGUCCCUCCUCCCAGAGGAAGGAGGAUAUUUGUCCCAGCUCAGUCAACUAUUUGCUGGGAGAGUGGCUUUCCUUGACUGCCUUGGGGUUGGUAUUUGUCUAGACUGAACCAGAAGGCCAGACGAGACAUACAUAAGUGGGAAGGAAAUUCUUGGCCCACGUGGUGGUGCAUUUCGCUGUUAUGUAAGCAUUCGGGAAUGACAAAUAGCUGGCCUCACCCACACUGCAUAAGAAGGCAGGCAGCUUCCCAGCCCCUGUGACCAUGAUCUUGACAAUCCCCACCCCAGGCACAGGGCACUUUUCCUUAGAUGGUAUCAUGCAGCCACAGCCAUGACAGAAUAUAGAACCCUUUUUAAAAACAGCAUUUGUGUUUUUCUAGAUAAGCCUUCAACUCUAUUUUCCCAUCGCCUCUCAGGGCUUUCCAUGUUAAACAGCAAGGUGAGGUUUGCAAUAAAGUAGAACAUACAUGCAGAAAAGUGAACACAAUUCUAGGACGUGCCCCAAGUUGAACAAACCCCUGAAACGGGACAUGACCAGCACCCUAGAGCCCCCCUCCUGCCCCAUCUAGUCACCCUCAACUGGAAGGUACCUAUUACCUUGACUUUUAACAUAACUGUUUAAUUUCGGCCAACAGGGAGGGUUUUCAAGGUCAUGGGUAUGUCUCAGCAAUGACAGUCUACAAGUCAACCUGUAGGACAAGCAGUCCGGAGAAUUCAUGGGACUCUGGGUCCAGCUUGAAGGUGACGUUCGCGGUGUGGAAGGAGAAGGCCUUUGGCACCUACAAGCUGUAUGACACUGGGGGAUCAGGGAGCCCCCAACCAGACCCAGGCCAGCCCUGUCCUGGGGCAUCUGCUGAGGGACCACUUGGAGGGAAGGAACAGCACCAGCUCCACCAGGGCCCUGAAGCUUCCAGAGGGGACCAGUGCCGCCUGGCAUAUCCUCACCAUCAUUGGCAUCUACGGAGUGAUUUUCCUCUUCCGACUGGCCAGCAACAUCCUCAGAAAGAACGAUAAAUCCUUGGAAGAUAUUUAUUACUCAAAUUUGACCUCUGAACUUAAGAAGAAAGGGCUCCAGAGCAAGGCGGCCAAAUGCUCUUCACUGCCCGUUAGCAACAGAGCUGUCCUGCAGCCCAACCAGGCCAGCCUGGGGAUAAUGUGUGGAAGCAGGAGCCCCACACCGAAAUCCAAGGAAUUCCUUGAAAGGCUAGGCAAGCAGGCCUCUGUAGAAAAGGCCCAAACUUCUUGCUUUGGGGAGCAGCUUUGGAUUUAA
This is a messenger RNA of Kogia breviceps (pygmy sperm whale), 1329 nucleotides long. Lineage: Eukaryota; Metazoa; Chordata; Mammalia; Artiodactyla; Physeteridae. The record is from RefSeq and is a predicted model, not a curated record.